This is a messenger RNA of Cyclopterus lumpus (lumpfish), 2472 nucleotides long. RefSeq names its product cellular communication network factor 2a (gene ccn2a). The transcript is spliced from 5 exons. Gene Ontology annotation, biological process: signal transduction; cell adhesion. Gene Ontology annotation, molecular function: heparin binding; integrin binding. NCBI's taxonomy places the organism in Eukaryota, Metazoa, Chordata, Actinopteri, Perciformes, Cyclopteridae. The record is from RefSeq and is a predicted model, not a curated record. The coding region runs from base 393 to 1433 and encodes 346 amino acids. Gene Ontology annotation, cellular component: extracellular matrix; extracellular region.
UGGCCGAGCAGCAGAGCCUUGCCUUCAGACAGCAGGAAUGUGGGAUGUCUGGAGUGGGGGUCAGGAAGCGAGGAAAGAAUGCCAAGCAUGUCCAUGUUUGUCCAGGGCUGGCUCUCCAUUCAGCCCCCGGUGACGUGCUGCGAGGGCCAGCGAGUAUAAAGGGAGCCGGGCUCAGCAGUCAGAACUCAGAUCAGCUCCUCUACCGAAGCUAAACUCUAGCUUUCACCCAGACAGAAGAAGAAAAAAAGAAAGACUGUGACCGGAGCAGCAGAGAAACCCUACGAGACGAACGGGACAAGAGAUCGACUUGAUCACAAACGGAGACGAAAAGGAAGACUUUCUCAACGAGACUUAAGGAAAAACUAGACUCUUAUUUCUACAAGGAAGACGACAUGUCUGCCGCAAUGAAGACAAUGAUUUUGCUGCCUUUCCUGUGCAUCAUGCUCUCAUACAUGGUUGCCGGUCAGGAGUGCAGCAACCAGUGUUCGUGCCCCUCCACUCCGCCUCAGUGCCCCCUGGGAGUGAGCCUGGUGCUGGACGGCUGCGGCUGCUGCAGGGUGUGUGCCAAGCAGAUGGGGGAGCUGUGCACUGAGAGAGACCUCUGUGACCCCCACAAAGGCCUUGACUGUGAAUUCGGAGCCCCCAUCAACAGACGCAUAGGAGUGUGCACAGCUCGAGAGGGAGCCACCUGUGUGUUCGGAGGCAGGAUAUACAAGAGCGGGGAGACUUUCCAGAGCAGCUGCAAGUACCAGUGUACCUGUCUGGACGGAGCAGUGGGCUGCGUCCCGCUUUGCGCCAUGGACGUCAGGCUGCCCAGCCCCGACUGCCCGAUGCCAAGACGUGUCAAGGUGCCAGGGAAGUGCUGCGAGGAGUGGGAGUGUGAUUCUCCCAACAGACACAGUUUCAUGGGCUCGGCUCUGGCUUCCUACAGAGAGGAGGAGACCUAUGGCCCAGACCCGUCCAUGAUGAGGGAGAACUGCCUGGUUCAGACUACUGAAUGGAGCGCGUGCUCAAAGACUUGCGGCCUCGGGGUCUCCACCAGGGUCACCAAUGAUAACCGCGAAUGCCGCCUGGAGAAACAGACCCGGUUGUGUAUGGUGCGACCGUGCGAGUCCCAGCUGGAGCAGAGCAUCAGGAAAGGGAAAAAGUGCAUCCGUACGCCCAGGCUGUCCAAGCCCAUGAAGUUCGAGAUCUCCGGCUGCACCACCACCAAGUCCUACAGGCCGAAGUUCUGCGGCGUCUGCCUGGACGGCCGCUGCUGCACCCCGCACAGGACCACCACCCUGCCCAUGGAGUUCAAAUGCCCCGACGGACAGUUCAUGAAGAAGCACAUGAUGUUCAUCAAGUCCUGCGCCUGCCACCACAACUGCCCCGGGGAGAACGACAUCUUCGAGUCCAUGUAUUACAAGAAGAUGAUGGGAGACAUGGCGUGAGCCGCUGAAGGACGACCACCGCUGAUGACUUGAAAUCAAACAGAACUCCAUCUCAUUUUUGCAGCUCAGCAUAUAUGUUUUUUUUUUCUUCUUUCUUCUCUUCUCAUUGUAAAAGUAGUCGAGACACUUUAUCUAAGUGUCUGUGUGUUUUGUACGGCUGUCACACAUCAGCCACAUAGACUCAGACAGAGGGUUGCAUAGCAGCUCCGAGAGAUUCCUGCACUAUAACUUCUAUUUUCUUUGACAAGCCUGCUGUCAGGUCGCCGCCCUUUCCCCUUGAAAUCCCUUUUUACAGACUCGUCCGUUUUACUGUAUGCAUUUUUUAAACCUUAUCUAAACCUCGACGUCCUCCCUAAAUGGGUGUCUAAUAACCCCACCCCUCCCAUCCUCCGGGCCCAGACCAGACCUGGAAACUCUAAGCAGCUGUAGAUGUAGCACGCAGACCACAGACGGCCAGUGUUCCCCUGUGCAAACAGGUCUGAAUGUGUCCUUGUGUGUGUGAGUGAGCAUGUGCGUGUGUGUGUGUGUGUGUGUGAAUGCCGGCCUUGUCUCUUACCUCUAAGCAGGUCCCCCCUGCUCACAGAGUAGAGGAAAGGUCAGAGUUUCCGCCCAGUAACGUGGAUGAGAAAGCAAGCAGCGUGCUGAGUUUAAGGUUAGAUAUGCAACAGAGUGGACUUUGCCACGGCACUGAGAGAAAAAAAAAAUUAAAAAAAGAAAUGACAUGUUGACUUUUACUGAUUCAGGUCAGACGGAAGGAACCAAGUGGUUACAGGAACAAAGUGUCUAUUUUGGACAAAAAAAUAGAAGAAACGACUGGAAGAAUUGUAAUUUCAUUCCUUUUUGUUGUUGUUGUUGUUGUUGGUGUGUAAAUGAUGUAUAUAUUUGUACAGUUUAAGUUAAUUUAAAAGCCAAAUUUGUUCUGUGCUUUGAAAUGUAUCGAUAGUGUCUUUUUUGCGGACAGUAUUUUUUACUAUUUUAUUGAGAAGUGUGACAAAGAUGUCACAUGUUUCACUUUGUAGCUGGAAAUAAAAUGUUAUAU